Cutaneotrichosporon cavernicola is the source of this 810-nucleotide messenger RNA. RefSeq lists its product as uncharacterized. The coding region runs from base 1 to 810 and encodes 269 amino acids. Gene Ontology annotation, molecular function: arginase activity; manganese ion binding. The record is from RefSeq and is a predicted model, not a curated record. The transcript has a single exon. NCBI's taxonomy places the organism in Eukaryota, Fungi, Basidiomycota, Tremellomycetes, Trichosporonales, Trichosporonaceae. Gene Ontology annotation, cellular component: cytoplasm; nucleus; cytosol.
AUGGUCAACUCAACCGCUCUACUCCAUUACGCCGCUCGCGCGGGCGACCACAACGACCGCGCGAUGGCUGCGUCGCCGCACCUCGCCGCCGCACUCGCGUCGCACCUCCAAACGCAGCCGACAGUCAUUGGCAAAGCGUCUCCAAGCGGACCAUUGAACUGGGACGCCGAGCUUGCCCUAGCUCUUCCCGACCUGAAAUCCCUGGCUGCGUCACUCGACGUCGGCUUCAACAACAAGCAGCACCCAGUGAUCGUUUGCUCACGCUGUGCCGUUGGGCUCGCGACCCUUCCCGUUGUCGCACGGCAUGUGCCAGACGUGCUGGUCGUGUGGUUUGACGCUCACGGCGACCUCAACACGCCGGCGACGAGUGGGAGCGGGCAUAUCGGGGGCAUGGCGCUAGCGGGCGCCCUUGGACUAUGGGAGUCGGGCCUCGGGGUUGGGAUUAAGAGCGUAGUGCUUGCGGGGUCCCGCGACAUUGACGCGGCUGAGAAGCCUUUCAUCGAUGGAGAGCGCGUGAGGCUCGUAUCCCCAGGUCCUGGGUUCGUGCAAGAGCUCAAGGCGGUCGUGACCGGACGCAAAGUCUACGUGCACAUCGACUGUGACGUGCUCUCGCCGGGGCAGGUGCCGACCAACAACAAGGUACCCGGUGGGCUCAGCCUGGUUCAGCUAGCUGAAGCGGCGGCGGCGAUUGCGCAGGUCGCAGAGGUGGUUGGUGUGGAGGUGGGGGAGCUCGAGACAGGAGAGACGGAGGAGGAGACCAAGGUGAAUGCCAAGGUGCUAGUGGACACGCUGGGCCCAAUGCUCAAGUAG